Messenger RNA from Trifolium pratense (red clover), 895 nucleotides. Its product is annotated as centromere protein C-like. Gene Ontology annotation, molecular function: centromeric DNA binding. Lineage: Eukaryota; Viridiplantae; Streptophyta; Magnoliopsida; Fabales; Fabaceae. Gene Ontology annotation, cellular component: kinetochore. The coding region runs from base 138 to 644 and encodes 168 amino acids. The transcript has 6 exons. The record is from RefSeq and is a predicted model, not a curated record. Gene Ontology annotation, biological process: attachment of mitotic spindle microtubules to kinetochore; spindle attachment to meiosis I kinetochore; kinetochore assembly.
GAUAACCUGCAUGUCAAAGGGGUGGUGAAAUUGUCCUAUCAUAGGUUAGGACUCUUCCCCUUUUUCACUUCACCAUUAAUCUUCCUCUCCUCUCUGUUUUUCACUUCACCAUCAAUCAUCUUCUCACAAUCUUCACGAUGCUAGCAGAAAAUAUGCAGGAAUUGAUAUCUUCUGUACCAACCAAUGAUGCAAAUUUCGACUCAGUGAUUCCACUAGCUGAUCAAUCAAAUCCAGUUGCGAAUCAAGCCAAAUCUAUGGACAAAAGGUCUGGAAGAUCAGACGAUGGUCCAGAACCGUGUUUACAGAUGAUAUUGCUCGAAUACAUUAGUAAUAGGAAAAAGAGAGUUAAACAUGCUUCACAAAAAGAGUCCAAGGGUAAGAGACUUAGGCAGAGGAAGAGCCUUGCAGAUGAUGCUGGUACAUCAUGGGAGUCUGGUGUAAGGAGAAGCACCAGGUACAGGACAAAGCCUUUGGAAUAUUGGAAAGGGGAAAGAAUGGUGUAUGGCCGUGUAUAUGAGAGUUUGUCUACUGUCAUCGGGGUGAAGUGCAUGUCCCCAGGAACUGAUGGGAAACCGGAAAUGAAGGCGAAAUCAUUUGUAUCUGAUCAAUACAAAGAACUUUUUGAGAUAGCUUCUCAAUAUUGAAAGUGAAAUCAGAGCUUUCAAUUUUCUUUUAACUUGAAUUAAGUAACAUGACUAAGUAAUAUUUUAGUUUUCUUUUUGAGUAGUAAUUGAUGUAGUAAACUGAAUUGUGAUUAUGUGGUUGUCUAGUUAUCUCCUAGUUUGAAAAAGUCAAAACAGUUUGCUGUAAAAGCUUUGACCAGCAAGAAUGCUCACACUUCAAUUUAUGCAUAAAUUAAUGAGGUUGAUGAUUCUCUUAUAGUUAGAUUGUAGUA